AUGGCGACCAACUCCAUUAAUCGCAUCAGUCGUGGAUUAGACAUCACGGUUUUGGGGUUGAACAGCGGAACGUCCAUGGAUGGCAUCGACUGUGCCCUUUGUCGAUUUCGCCAGGAGACUCCCGAAUCGCCCAUGCACUUCGAACUACUCAAGGCAAGUAUCUGCGGGAGCGCUCCACGGGGUACGACAUACUGA
Molecule: messenger RNA, 195 nt
Organism: Penicillium digitatum Pd1
Lineage: Eukaryota; Fungi; Ascomycota; Eurotiomycetes; Eurotiales; Aspergillaceae
Product: UPF0075 domain protein
Biological process (GO): peptidoglycan turnover; amino sugar metabolic process
Molecular function (GO): ATP binding; phosphotransferase activity, alcohol group as acceptor
Source: RefSeq, a predicted model, not a curated record